AUGGUCGGGACCGUCACGAAGACCAACUGGAUCGAGAAGGUGAUCUUCCCCUACAUGAAGCAGAACGUCGACACCUACCUCGCCAACAACUGGGGCAAUCGGGUGCUGAUGCGCGACAUUGAGCUGCUGCGCAAGCAGUCGCAGGAAGACGGUGGACCGGCCAUCGCCCGCGCCGGCGACAUUCCCGAGAAGAUCCGCCCGACGGUGGUCGCCUACGUCCAGCGCUGCCUCAAUGAGGUCACCAACACUGAUGCCAUUCGCAACUUUAGCUUCCACAUGAUCUUCGACGGUUACAACCGCAACAAGCUGCAGACGGCGGUGUACUCUGACGCCGCCAACGGCAUCAACGGCUGGCCCAGCGAGGGCAUCGACGUGUACAUGCUCUCCAACGGCUGGGCGUACGCCAACAAGAAGUUCCUCUCGGUGACCAAUCACGGUGAUCUCUCCGGCAAGAUCAAGGCCUACUUCGACACGGAGCUGGGCUCACUGGAGGACGCCAGCACAUUUAAGCAGGUGGUCAGCAAGCUGGGCCUGCCCGCGGAGGACAUUCUCUUCUGCACGCACUACGGCAUGGAGGGCGUGGCCGCCCACAAAGCCGGUCUCAGCGUGCCAUCCAUUUUAGAAGAACCAGACGACAUAGUGAACAUUGAGCCUACCACAUCUAUUGAAAUUCCGAAACCGAAUGAAACUCUUCUAUCCUCUUCCUCUUCCAGUGAAAUCCUUCUGAACGACCUGUCAACAAUUGCCACCACCAGCAACCAAAACGUAUUUCAAAAUGAGUCAGCCAACUCUAAACCACAACCAUCGCCAUCCACAACAUCAUCCUCACCAGAGCAAAACUUGCUAGCAAAAAAUCGCAAUCGCUACCGAUCAAUCAAGAAGCUGCUCUCCCAAAUUACUUUCAACUGCUCCGGUCGACCAGAAGGCUACUACUCCGACCCUGAGUUUGACUGUCGCAUCUUCCACUACUGCAAGCGGAAUGGCUUCAAGUUUACCUUCAUCUGCCCGGGCAGUGCCGUUUUCAACCAGAAAGAGCUUACCUGCGACAGCAGCAGCAGCAGCAGUGGUCGCAACUCUGAGCGAACCUGUCGCUCCUCCGUCAACUACUACUUUCUCAACUCAGUGCUCUACAAAGCCGUAAACGAAGAUGCCACUGCCGACGGACACUUCUCCGAUGACAGUUUUGGAAAGUGGGUGACAUACAUCUCUACUACGGGAAGUGUGCCACUUCCAACAGUGCUGAGCAGUAGCAACGGCAUUUCUUCGGUAAAAGGCAAACCAAAGCGCAAUCGAGUGCGUUUUGAAGAAACACCGCAUCUGACACUGCUGCCCGACAGCAGUUCGAGGAAACUCGGCCUGCAGCACUUUUCCGAUCUGAUGCACAGCAGCAGUCCGGCCAAACAGCGCAAGCUGGAUCGACAUUCCAGUGAACUGUCAGUUCUCCAUGGUUCGCCUCCUUCUUUCGCUUCCUCUUCCUCGCUGCCUGACUUCCUUUUGACCAGUCCUUCGCCGCCGAUGGAACAAAUCGACACUCCUCGAUGGUUUCCUGAGAAGAACACAACUGACCUGCUGACCGAGCACCAAAACAGUGAAAACAGUGUCAACAAGUACACUGUGGAUAGUGGCGAUGGAGGUGACGGCAUCAAGCCAAACAGCAACAACUACAUCCUCACUGCCACCGUCUCCACGACGUCGACUACCACGUCUGAAGAUCACCGCUUGAAGGCGCCUUCCGAAGUGAAUGAAGUGGUCAACGCCAUUGACGCCAGUUUACCAAGCAAAGUUCUCUUUCCUGGGCAGCCGGCAAACCGUCCUCGACUUCAAACACCUUCCUCAACAAAACCUCCCAAACAGUCGCCGAAUCCCUUUCAUGUGGACUGGGACGACGAUGACCAGCUGCUGGUGGAGGAGUUCCACAAAAGGCAGCAACAGCAGCAGCAACAGAACGGCAAAGUCAACCUUGGCCUGGGAGGUCUGGGCAGUGAGAGCGUAGUGCACAGCAACACAAUGGCCAUUCUGGGCAAUAAGGGUCCCUCCUCUGAGCAGGAGGAGACUGCCAACUACCUCUUUGGGAAACCGAUGGAGCCACUGCCACCGGCCAUUCAAUUUAGUCCGGUGGACUUUGAGACGCUGCUCGAGAAGAUUCCACAGCAGUUGCAUACACUCCCGGUGGGCGGUGGUGGUGCCCCCUUCAUGGACUACCACCAACAGCAGAUGAUGGCGCAUUUUGGGCAGUUUGCUCCUCCGCUGACACAUCUUUCCCCUGAGGCGCUGCAAAUGGUCAACCAAAUGGCGGGAGUUUCGAGUUCAGCAAAAAGCAAGAAGCACCAGCCACACAAGUCGCAGUUCAAA
Messenger RNA from Rhagoletis zephyria (snowberry fruit fly), 2352 nucleotides. NCBI's taxonomy places the organism in Eukaryota, Metazoa, Arthropoda, Insecta, Diptera, Tephritidae. The record is from RefSeq and is a predicted model, not a curated record.